AUGACUAGGCCUUCCAUUAUUAGAGCCGACACCAUCGAUCUGCAGCAUAGCAACGCCCCCUCAACCCAGGACCACACUCACCCUCGAUCUGACCCGGACGACGCCCACCACCGAGCGCCUCACCAGGCCGAAACCCUGCGCGACGUCGCCCACGAGACAGCCCAAGAGCUACAGCAUAGCCCGGCUGUACAACCCGCCGCUGCCAAUUCCUCGGACAGCGCGCCCUCGCAGUCGCAUCAGCCUGCCCCUACCACCAGUCAUCCCGCUGACGACGACGUCGACGGUACCCAAAAUCCAGACCAACGGGCGGCUGAUCUCACCGACGCCCUCACCAUGGACUCCUACCGCCAGCACGAGCAGGAUGCCAAUGCCGCCCCUCAUAAUGGUACCUCCUCCUCCGACGAGGAUGAUAUCCACGGCGAUGCCAUUGACGACCUGGACGACGACCUCAUGGAUAAAAUUUCGAGCUCCCCCUCGAUAGAAGAUGGAACAAAUAACGACAAAGCUGCGGAUACGCUCGAAAAUGCCGCCUCAUCUGGUGCCGACCCGGCUACGGAGAUUCCCUCGGAACCUAGCAAAGAAGAAGAUGACGCUCCUGCUGACGACGUGACCCCCGCCACCCCAUUUGAUCCAGAAUACAAUGAUUUUAGCUCGGACGAAAGCUUACAUGACUCAGAGGACAUCGAUUUCGAAUUUGUCUACGCCCUUCACACCUUUGUCGCCACGGUGGAGGGCCAAGCAAAUGCAACCAAGGGUGACACCAUGGUACUUCUUGACGACAGCAACAGCUACUGGUGGCUUGUCCGCGUCGUCAAGGACAGCAGCAUUGGUUAUCUUCCUGCAGAGCACAUUGAGACUCCCACAGAACGACUAGCCCGCUUAAACAAGCACAGAAAUAUUGACUUGUCUGCGACUAUGCUGGGAGACCAGGCUGUCAAAUCUAAGCCUUCUUUUAAAGGCAUCCGCCGCAAGCGCAAGACGGUUGCUUUCUCGGAACCCACCUAUGUUGAUUACUCCGACUUUGACUAUUCUACCGACGAGGAGGACAUUGACGAACUCUUUGGCACGCAGCCGCAAUCUGCCAGGGAGCAGGCCGCCCAGACUGUGCAGCAGGACCAGGAAGCUUCCGAAGCCGCUCGUGUAGAGCCACUCCGUACUAAGGACUCUAAGGCCGACGAAACUCAGGAUACCAAAGUCACCAGUGGCGAAAGGGCCACAAAGGAAGGUGGCCUUGACAAGGUUGACUCUGGCCAACUCGGACAGGAUGGAGACGAAGACACCACCAGCUCUGUUGACGAGAUCAUUGACGAGACGACAAGUGUUAGCCGAUCCAAGAAUGGCACUGUACGUAACACGGAUUCCUUCUUCAACGACGAGGAAACCAAGAAGAUCACCCUCACCCCAAAUCUGCUGCGCGACAGUGACGCUACCGCCAGACCCUCGACGGACUCUGCUGGCAAGGACUCGGCUAAGAGCCGGUCCAGUCUCGACAAGAUGGAAAGGGAGCUAGUCUCGGACAAGGAAAGAAAGAAGAGCAAGGACAAGAAGCCAAGCGUCAUUCGCAGCUUUUUCUCUAGAAAGGACAAGAAGAAGUCGGAAGACGACGACGAGUCCUUUGGAAAGCGCUCUAUGGACAUUAUGGAGGCCGAAGAUCGGGACGACGCCAGCUCGCCCGACAAGUCUCAGCGCAACGGCAAGCUGCAAAAGGUGCAACCGCGCCUUGAACCCCAGCCGCAGGCUGGACGCAAGCUGGCUACCUCGCAAACACAAAAGUCCACCGUCGAGCUGUCAUCCUAUCUCAACGAGACGCGCACAAACGACGUCUCUUCUGUACCACCUGCCUCAAUGCGCAUUGUCGAUCCCGAGACGCAAGAAACGCGCAGUGUAUCGUCCAACCAGCUGCAACAAUCUCCCGAGUCUGGACCCAGCCGCUCGUCGUCGGCGGGCAGUCGCAGCGAGAAGGCGUCUGCUGCUCUAUCCAAAAUGAUCCCCCAUCGCACCCCCAGCAGUGGUGCGGAUCCCAAGCCGCAAAAGACCAAGAAGGCCAAGACGAGAAUGGAACUGGACGCCUCCGACAGCCCGGAGGAGCAGGAGCAAAACGAGGAGACUACCUCGUCAAGCCAAUCACACAGCGUUGCUGCUGCUGCUGUCGGCGCUACUGCUGCCGCCGCUGGCGUUGUUGGCGCCGCCGCCGCCGCCAAAUCCCAUGGCGCCCCGUCACCUUCUUCCCCAGUCAUGUCUAGAGACAGGACCGCCACGCCGCAGACCAACACAGUCCAAACAGGAGACGCGGUACAGGCCUCACCCGGCAACGCCUCAAACCCGCCUGGCCUGGUGCCCGACACGUCCUCUGCGGAAGACCGCUCGCCCAACCCAUCACCGUCGCCCGAGCUCAUGUCCAAGGGCGGCAGCGCCGCCAGCAGCCGCAAGGAGUCGUGGGACGACGUCAAGCUGCGCGCCUUUUUCGACGAGAGCGACCACAUCCGCGACCUUCUGGCCGUCGUCUACGAUAAGUCGGACGCGGAGCCCGUCGGUGCCGACCACCCGGCCAUCGGCGGCCUUUUUAGGGAGCAAAACGCCAAGCUGGCCGAGAUUACCACCCAGCUUGACAAUUUGCUGGGAGACUGGCUGGCGCGGAAGCAGCGUCUACGAGGAUCCGCCUAG
Messenger RNA from Cordyceps militaris CM01, 2664 nucleotides. RefSeq names its product RING finger domain-containing protein. NCBI's taxonomy places the organism in Eukaryota, Fungi, Ascomycota, Sordariomycetes, Hypocreales, Cordycipitaceae. Gene Ontology annotation, cellular component: cell tip; microtubule cytoskeleton. The record is from RefSeq and is a predicted model, not a curated record. The transcript is spliced from 4 exons. Gene Ontology annotation, molecular function: protein binding. Bases 1 to 2664 code for a protein of 887 amino acids. Gene Ontology annotation, biological process: establishment or maintenance of actin cytoskeleton polarity.